CAUUUACCAUUGGUGCUCCAUAUUGAAAAACAGCAAAAUGGCUCUGCAACUCUGCAUUUUGAUAGUUCUGCUGAGCUUCAUCACACUGAUUGGUGCAAGUGAUGUGGCAAACUAUGUUUCUAAGAUACAAUGGGGAGAUGAGUAUGUGGAGGUGUAUAACAAACCAUCAGCUCUCUUCAGAGAAUCAGAAGACUGCUUCGCUGGUUUUCUAAAAGGCAUACACAGAAAUGACACAUGCUACAUGUUUGUAACAAUAACCAAAUCAUGGCAAGAUGCUACAGAUUUCUGUCAAUCAUAUUUUGGGUUUGGACUGGUAACAGUUGAGAGCUAUGAAGAACAGGAAGUAUUUGUGGGACAUCUUGGAACAGAUAUAAAUCUCAGGGUACCGGCUGGACAGCGCGGGGGAUAUUGGACAAGUGGAAACAAAAUGAGAGAUGGUACGACAUGGGAGUGGCAAACUACUGGAGAACCUUUCAACUUCACAAAGUGGAUACCAGGGCAUCCCGACUCUAAUACAGUAAUGGUAUUGUUUGAUGAUAAUAGUGGAAACUAUGCAUGUAUUGCACAUUAUUUUGAUUGGAUUUCACAAAAUCCUGCAACUGCAUAUAGAUCAAUAUGUCAGCAUCCAAUACUUGAAUAAGGUUGAAAUACAAAUAUUCUGAGAAUAAUAAGAUGUGCAUUAU
Molecule: messenger RNA, 683 nt
Organism: Owenia fusiformis
Lineage: Eukaryota; Metazoa; Annelida; Polychaeta; Sabellida; Oweniidae
Source: the annotation of a GenBank genome assembly